Molecule: messenger RNA, 441 nt
Organism: Penicillium verrucosum
Lineage: Eukaryota; Fungi; Ascomycota; Eurotiomycetes; Eurotiales; Aspergillaceae
Exons: 3
Coding region: 1-441 (146 amino acids)
Source: RefSeq, a predicted model, not a curated record
AUGUCUUACCAAAUCGCCUACGACACUGCCCGCGCACCAGCCCGCGGCGCCGCGCUCGUCGCAUUUAUGGAAGACUUCUACCGCACUAGUGACAACGAGUCCCUGCAUGAUAAAUACGUGCAGAGCUUCACUGAAGAUGCAACGCUCAUCAUGGGACCCAAGGAGGCCAAGGGUGCAAGCGAAAUUCUCCACCUUCGCCACGGUCUUUGGACACAUGUUGCUUCGCGCCGACACACGCCGACGCAGAUCUACUUCGGCGGCGAUGAUGAGAUCAUGUUGUACGGUGGCGUGAACUAUAGACUCAAGGUUAACCCCGAUAAUGAUGUUUAUGUGCCUUGGGCUGGACGGGUUGUGUUUGCGCCCCAGAAGGGAAACGAGGAUAUCAAAAUCCAGUUCUAUCAGGUUUAUUUGGAUACUGCGGCUCAGUCUGGAAAGAAAUGA